CCUCAGCACCUAGCCUGGCCGCGCGCCCCUGGGCGCCCCCACCGCCCGGGCUCCCCGGAGGGCCGCAGCCAUGAGCGAGAUGUCCAGCUUCCUCCACAUCGGGGACAUCGUCUCCCUGUACGCCGAGGGCUCAGUCAAUGGCUUCAUCAGCACUCUGGGGUUGGUGGAUGACCGCUGUGUCGUGGAGCCCGCGGCUGGGGACCUGGACAAUCCUCCUAAGAAGUUCCGAGACUGCCUCUUCAAGGUGUGUCCCAUGAACCGCUACUCGGCCCAGAAGCAGUACUGGAAGGCCAAGCAGACCAAGCAGGACAAGGAGAAGAUUGCCGACGUGGUGCUGCUGCAGAAGUUACAGCAUGCGGCCCAGAUGGAGCAGAAGCAGAAUGACACAGAGAACAAGAAGGUGCAUGGGGACGUCGUGAAGUACGGCAGUGUGAUCCAGCUCCUGCACAUGAAAAGUAACAAGUACCUGACCGUGAACAAGCGGCUGCCGGCCCUGCUGGAGAAGAACGCCAUGCGGGUGACGCUGGAUGCCACGGGCAACGAGGGCUCCUGGCUCUUUAUCCAGCCCUUCUGGAAGCUGCGGAGCAACGGGGACAAUGUGGUUGUCGGGGACAAGGUGAUCCUGAACCCUGUCAACGCUGGGCAGCCUCUGCAUGCCAGCAACUAUGAGCUCAGCGACAAUGCUGGCUGCAAGGAGGUCAACUCUGUGAACUGCAACACCAGCUGGAAGAUCAACCUGUUUAUGCAGUUCCGAGACCACCUGGAGGAGGUGUUGAAAGGGGGAGACGUGGUGCGGCUGUUCCACGCGGAGCAGGAGAAGUUCCUGACGUGCGAUGAGUACAAGGGCAAGCUGCAGGUGUUCCUGCGCACCACGCUGCGCCAGUCCGCCACCUCGGCCACCAGCUCCAAUGCCCUCUGGGAGGUGGAGGUGGUCCACCAUGACCCCUGCCGUGGAGGAGCUGGCCACUGGAACGGCCUGUACCGCUUCAAGCACCUGGCCACGGGCAACUACCUGGCUGCUGAGGAGAACCCCAGCUACAAGGGUGACGCCUCUGAUCCCAAGGCAGCGGGAACGGGUGCCCAGGGCCGCACAGGUCGCCGGAACGCUGGGGAGAAGAUCAAAUACCGCCUGGUUGCUGUGCCCCACGGCAACGACAUUGCUUCUCUGUUCGAGCUGGAUCCCACCACGCUGCAGAAAACCGACUCCUUCGUGCCCCGGAACUCGUAUGUCCGGCUGCGGCACCUCUGCACCAACACGUGGAUCCAGAGCACCAACGUGCCCAUUGAUGUCGAGGAGGAGCGACCCAUCCGGCUCAUGCUGGGCACGUGCCCCACCAAGGAGGACAAGGAAGCCUUCGCCAUUGUGUCGGUUCCUGUGUCCGAGAUCCGAGACCUGGACUUUGCCAAUGACGCCAGCUCCAUGCUGGCCAGCGCCGUGGAGAAACUCAACGAGGGCUUCAUCAGCCAGAAUGACCGCAGAUUUGUUAUCCAGCUGCUGGAGGACCUGGUGUUCUUCGUCAGCGACGUCCCCAACAACGGGCAGAACGUGCUGGACAUCAUGGUUACCAAGCCCAACCGGGAGCGGCAGAAGCUGAUGAGAGAGCAGAACAUCCUCAAACAGAUCUUUGGCAUUCUGAAGACCCCGUUCCGUGACAAGGGGGGUGAGGGCCCCCUGGUGCGGCUGGAGGAGCUUUCGGACCAGAAGAACGCCCCCUACCAGCACAUGUUUCGCCUGUGCUACCGCGUGCUGCGCCACUCCCAGGAGGACUACCGCAAGAACCAGGAGCACAUCGCCAAGCAGUUCGGGAUGAUGCAGUCCCAGAUUGGCUAUGACAUCCUGGCCGAAGACACCAUCACGGCCCUGCUGCACAACAACCGCAAGCUCCUGGAGAAGCACAUCACCAAGACGGAGGUGGAGACCUUCGUCAGCCUGGUGCGGAAGAACCGGGAGCCCAGGUUCCUGGACUACCUCUCUGACCUGUGUGUGUCCAACCACAUCGCCAUCCCCGUCACCCAGGAGCUCAUCUGCAAGUGUGUGCUGGACCCCAAGAACAGUGACAUUCUCAUCCAGACCGAGCUUCGGCCCGUGAAGGAGAUGGCGCAGUCCCUUGAGUACCUGAGCAUCGAGUACUCAGAGGAGGAAGUGUGGCUCAUGUGGACCGACAAGAACAACGAGCACCAUGAGAAGAGCAUCAGGCAGCUGGCCCAGGAGGCGCGGGCCGGCAACGCCCACGAUGAGAACGUGCUCAGCUACUACAGGUACCAGCUGAAGCUCUUUGCCCGCAUGUGCCUGGACCGGCAGUACCUGGCCAUCGAUGAGAUCUCUCAGCAGCUGGGCGUUGACCUCAUCUUCCUGUGCAUGGCGGACGAGAUGCUGCCCUUUGACCUGCGUGCCUCCUUCUGCCACCUGAUGCUGCAUGUGCACGUGGACCGUGACCCCCAGGAACUGGUCACGCCCGUCAAGUUCGCCCGCCUCUGGACUGAGAUCCCCACGGCUAUCACCAUCAAGGACUAUGAUUCCAACCUCAACGCCUCCCGAGAUGACAAGAAGAACAAGUUUGCUAGCACCAUGGAGUUCGUGGAGGACUACCUCAACAACGUGGUCAGCGAGGCCGUGCCCUUUGCCAAUGAGGAGAAGAACAAGCUCACCUUUGAGGUGGUCAGCCUGGCGCACAACCUCAUCUACUUCGGCUUCUACAGCUUCAGCGAGCUGCUGCGGCUCACACGCACUCUGCUGGGCAUCAUCGACUGCGUGCAGGGCCCCCCAGCCAUGCUGCAAGUCUAUGAGGACCCAGGCGGCAAGAACGUGCGGCGGUCCAUCCAGGGAGUGGGGCACAUGAUGUCCACCAUGGUGCUGAACCGCAAGCAGUCUGUCUUUGGCGCCCCCAGCCUGCCUGCCGGCGCCGGUGCCCCUGAGCCGCUGGACAGAAGCAAGUUUGAGGAGAAUGAGAACAUUGUGGUGAUGGAGACCAAACUGAAGAUUCUGGAAAUCUUGCAGUUCAUCCUCAAUGUCCGCCUGGAUUACCGCAUCUCAUACCUGCUGUCCGUCUUCAAGAAGGAGUUUGUGGAGGUGUUUCCCAUGCAGGACAACGGGGCUGAUGGCACAGCCCCAGCCUUCGACUCCGCCACCGCCAACAUGAACCUGGACCGCAUCGGGGAGCAGGCGGAGGCCAUGUUUGGAGUGGGGAGGACGAGCAGCAUGCUGGAGGUGGACGACGAGGGUGGCCGCAUGUUCCUGCGCGUGCUCAUCCACCUCACCAUGCACGACUACGCGCCCCUGGUCUCGGGGGCCCUGCAGCUGCUCUUCAAGCACUUCAGCCAGCGCCAGGAGGCCAUGCACACCUUCGAGCAGGUGCAGCUGCUGAUCUCAGCCCAAGACGUGGAGAACUAUAAGGUGAUCAAGUCGGAGCUGGACCGGCUGCGGACCAUGGUGGAGAAGUCAGAGCUGUGGGUGGACAAGAAGGGCAGCGGCAAGGGCGAGGAGGUGGAGGCAGGCGCCGCCAAAGACAAGAAGGAGCGGCCCGCGGACGAGGAGGGCUUUCUGCACCCACCUGGGGAGAAGAGCAGCGAGAACUACCAGAUCGUCAAGGGCAUCCUGGAGCGGCUGAACAAGAUGUGCGGCGUCGGGGAGCAGAUGAGGAAGAAACAGCAGCGGCUGCUCAAGAACAUGGAUGCCCACAAGGUCAUGCUGGACCUGCUGCAGAUCCCCUAUGACAAGGGCGAUGCCAAGAUGAUGGAGAUCCUGCGCUACACACACCAGUUCCUGCAGAAGUUCUGCGCUGGGAACACCGGCAACCAGGCCCUGCUGCACAAGCACCUGCACCUCUUCCUUACGCCAGGGCUGCUGGAGGCGGAGACCAUGCAGCACAUCUUCCUGAACAACUAUCAGCUGUGCUCUGAGAUCGGCGAGCCCGUGUUGCAGCACUUCGUGCACCUGCUGGCCACCCACGGGCGCCACGUGCAGUACCUGGACUUCCUGCACACCGUCAUCAAGGCCGAGGGCAAGUACGUCAAGAAGUGCCAGGACAUGAUCAUGACCGAGCUGACCAACGCAGGUGACGACGUGGUCGUGUUCUACAACGACAAGGCCUCGCUGGCCCACCUGCUAGACAUGAUGAAGACUGCCCGGGACGGCGUGGAGGACCACAGCCCCCUCAUGUACCACAUUUCCCUGGUGGACCUGCUGGCCGCCUGCGCCGAGGGCAAGAACGUCUACACCGAGAUCAAGUGCACAUCCCUGCUGCCCCUGGAGGAUGUAGUGUCUGUGGUGACACACGAGGACUGCAUCACCGAGGUGAAAAUGGCCUACGUGAACUUUGUGAACCACUGCUACGUGGACACGGAGGUGGAGAUGAAGGAGAUCUAUACCAGCAACCACAUCUGGACACUCUUUGAGAACUUCACCCUGGACAUGGCUCGGGUCUGCAGUAAGCGUGAGAAGCGCCUGUCUGACCCCACCCUGGAGAAGUAUGUGCUGACCGUCGUGCUGGACACCAUCAACGCCUUCUUCAGCUCCCCGUUCUCUGAGAACAGCACCUCCCUGCAGACACACCAGACGAUCGUGGUGCAGCUGCUGCAGUCCACCACACGGCUGCUUGAGUGUCCGUGGCUGCAGCAGCAGCACAAGGGUUCCGUGGAGGCCUGCAUCCGGACCCUCGCCAUGGUGGCAAAGGGCCGGGCUAUCUCGCUGCCCAUGGACCUGGAUGCCCACAUCAGCUCGCUGCUCAGCAGUGGCGCCAGCUGUGCAGUUGCCGCCCAGCGGAACGUCUCCAACUACAAGACGGCCCCGCGGGCCUUCCCCCGUGUCACACCCACCCCCAACCAGUGGGACUACAAGAACAUCAUCGAGAAGCUGCAGGACAUCAUCACGGCCCUGGAGGAGCGGCUGAAGCCCCUAGUGCAGGCCGAGCUGUCCGUGCUGGUGGACGUCCUGCACUGGCCCGAGUUGCUCUUCCUGGAGGGCAGUGAGGCCCACCAGCGCUGUGAGAGUGGAGGCUUCCUGUCCAAGCUGAUCCAGCACACCAAGGAUCUCAUGGAGUCGGAGGAGAAGCUGUGUGUCAAGGUGCUGAGGACGCUGCAGCAAAUGCUGCUUAAGAAGACCAAGUAUGGGGACCGGGCCUUGCUCCCUUCCCUGCAGGGCAACCAGCUGCGCAAAAUGCUGCUGCAAAACUACCUCCAGAACCGGAAGUCCAGCUCGCGGGGGGACCUUCCAGACCCCAUGGGCACCGGCCUGGACCAAGACUGGUCAGCGAUCGCAGCCACCCAGUGCCGGCUGGACAAGGAGGGGGCCACCAAGCUGGUGUGUGACCUCAUCACCAGCACCAAGAAUGAGAAGAUCUUCCAGGAGAGCAUUGGCCUGGCCAUCCGCCUGCUGGACGGUGGCAACACCGAGAUCCAGAAAUCCUUCUACAACCUGAUGACGAGCGACAAGAAGUCAGAGCGCUUCUUCAAGGUGCUGCACGACCGCAUGAAGCGGGCCCAGCAGGAGACCAAGUCCACAGUGGCCGUCAACAUGAGCGACCUGGGCAGCCAGCCGCGCGAGGACCGGGAGCCAGCAGACGCCACCGCCAAAGGCCCCGUGGCCUCCUUCUGGAUGCCCAGCUCCUCAUCCCGCUAUUCGCUGGGCCCCAGCCUGCGUCAGGGGCAUGAGGUGGGCGAGCGCGUGCAGAGCAACGAGAUGGGCACGUCCGUGCUCAUCAUGCAGCCCAUCCUGCGCUUUCUGCAGCUGCUGUGUGAGAACCACAACCGGGACCUGCAGAACUUCCUGCGCUGCCAGAACAACAAGACCAACUAUAACCUGGUGUGCGAGACUCUGCAGUUCUUGGACAUCAUGUGCGGCAGCACCACCGGCGGUCUGGGGCUGCUGGGGCUCUACAUCAACGAGGACAACGUGGGCCUCGUCAUCCAGACCCUGGAGACCCUCACCGAGUAUUGCCAGGGCCCCUGCCACGAGAACCAGACCUGCAUCGUGACGCACGAGUCCAAUGGCAUAGACAUCAUCACCGCGCUGAUUCUCAAUGACAUCAGUCCCCUGUGCAAGUACCGUAUGGACCUGGUGCUGCAACUCAAGGACAACGCCUCCAAGCUGCUCCUGGCUCUGAUGGAGAGCCGGCACGACAGUGAAAACGCCGAGCGCAUCCUCAUCAGCCUGCGGCCCCAGGAGCUGGUGGACGUCAUCAAGAAGGCCUACCUGCAGGAGGAGGAGCGUGAGAACUCGGACGUGAGCCCUCGUGAAGUGGGCCACAACAUCUACAUCCUGGCGCUGCAGCUCUCCAGGCACAACAAGCAGCUACAGCACCUGCUGAAGCCCGUGAAGCGCAUCCAAGAGGAGGAGGCCGAGGGCAUCUCUUCCAUGCUCAGCCUCAACAACAAGCAGCUGUCACAGAUGCUCAAGUCCUCAGCACCGGCACAGGAGGAAGAGGAGGACCCCCUGGCCUACUAUGAGAACCACACGUCUCAGAUAGAGAUCGUGCGGCAGGACCGCAGCAUGGAGCAGAUCGUGUUCCCGGUGCCUGGCAUCUGCCAGUUCCUGACGGAGGAGACCAAGCACCGGCUCUUCACCACCACCGAGCAGGAUGAGCAGGGUAGCAAAGUGAGCGACUUCUUCGACCAGUCCUCCUUCCUGCACAACGAGAUGGAGUGGCAGCGCAAGCUCCGCAGCAUGCCACUCAUCUACUGGUUCUCCCGCCGCAUGACCCUGUGGGGCAGCAUCUCCUUCAACCUGGCGGUUUUUAUCAACAUCAUCAUCGCCUUCUUCUACCCCUACGUGGAGGGUGCAUCCACAGGUGUGCUGGGCUCCCCCCUCAUCUCGCUGCUGUUCUGGAUCCUCAUCUGCUUCUCCAUCGCGGCCCUGUUCACCAAGCGCUAUAGCAUCCGCCCCCUCAUCGUGGCGCUCAUCCUGCGCUCCAUCUACUACCUGGGCAUUGGGCCCACGCUCAACAUCCUGGGUGCCCUCAACCUGACCAACAAGAUCGUGUUCGUGGUGAGCUUCGUGGGCAACCGUGGCACCUUCAUCCGGGGCUAUAAGGCCAUGGUCAUGGACAUGGAGUUCCUGUACCACGUGGGCUACAUCCUGACGAGUGUCCUGGGCCUCUUUGCCCAUGAGCUCUUCUACAGCAUCCUGCUCUUUGACCUCAUCUACCGCGAAGAGACGCUGUUCAAUGUCAUCAAGAGUGUGACCCGCAACGGCCGCUCCAUCCUGCUGACCGCCCUGCUGGCCCUCAUCCUGGUCUACCUCUUCUCCAUUGUUGGCUUCCUCUUCCUCAAGGAUGACUUCAUUCUCGAGGUCGACCGGCUGCCCAGCAACCACUCCAGAGCCAGCCCCCUGGGGAUGCCACAUGGAGCUGCCACAUUUGUGGACACUUGCAGUGGGGACAACAUGGACUGUGUCUCAGGGGUCGUGGUGCCCGAGGUCCUGGCAGAGGAUGAGGAGCUGGACAGCACGGAGCGGGCCUGUGACACCCUGCUCAUGUGCAUCGUCACCGUCAUGAACCACGGGCUGCGCAAUGGUGGCGGUGUGGGCGACAUUCUCCGCAAGCCCUCCAAAGACGAGUCUCUCUUCCCGGCCCGCGUGGUCUACGACCUUCUGUUCUUCUUCAUUGUCAUCAUCAUCGUGCUGAACCUCAUCUUUGGGGUGAUCAUCGACACCUUUGCCGACUUGCGCAGUGAGAAGCAGAAGAAGGAAGAAAUUCUCAAGACCACGUGCUUCAUCUGUGGUCUGGAGAGGGACAAGUUUGACAACAAGACGGUGUCAUUUGAGGAGCACAUCAAGUUCGAGCACAACAUGUGGAACUACCUGUACUUCAUUGUGCUGGUCCGUGUGAAGAAUAAGACGGACUACACAGGGCCCGAGAGCUACGUGGCCCAGAUGAUCAAGAACAAGAACCUGGACUGGUUCCCCCGGAUGCGGGCCAUGUCACUGGUGAGCAACGAGGGGGAGGGGGAGCAGAACGAGAUCCGAAUUCUUCAGGACAAGCUCAACUCCACCAUGAAGCUGGUGUCCCACCUCACUGCCCAGCUCAACGAGCUCAAGGAGCAGAUGACGGAGCAGCGGAAACGCAGGCAGCGCCUGGGCUUUGUGGAUGUCCAGAACUGCAUGAGCCGCUGAGUGGAGCCACGGAAGGCCCGUCAGGCCACAUGCGACACUGGAGAGCUGAGAGUGGGAACACCGCCCCUCAAGGCCAGGUCCCCACCCAACCCCCAGCUCCACCUCUGCCAGACCCCGCCCCGGGCCAACAUAGACUCUGAACAGCUUAGAGGGGAAACUAGAGCUGACAGUGCUGCCCAGACCAAGCUCAUAAAAAAAAACUCAGAAACUCAGUGGGACUCGGCUUACCUUAAUGCCUAAGUAAGUCCUCUUAAAGGACUAUUGCUUUGUCCCUUAUGACUGACGUGCCUUUGUAUUCCUCCUGGUGGGUGAUUAGGAGUGGCGUCUCCAUUUUAUUCCAAGCACUACAUUUUGGUUACUGCCGCCUCUGGAGGGGCGCGGUGAUGCUGUCGCUAGUGAUUUUAGGGCUUUGUUAUUUAACUUAUUCACGGUGCCAGGCUCAGCCCUGGCCAGGGCCGUGCAGCCCCCCUGUGCCUCAGAACUGCCGUAUACAGUGCGUAGACCUCAGUGUCCAAGUCCACGCCACCCGCUCCGCACAGCCCUGGCUGGACUGGUGACCACAGGCUUGGUCCUAAGACCUGCCUCCUCCCGCACCUCCUGGGCAAGAGUCACAAGCCCAGGUGACAGGGCUGGGGCGUGUUAACAGGGGCUGGUUUUGACUGCUUGUGUUUUCUCCUUUUGGUGUAAUGUUUUACAAAUCCUUUGGCCCGAGAACUAAUACGUUAAUUACCUUAAAUAAAUUAAUAAAUCUAGUCCGUUAGAAAGGGAGGCUGGCUCCCGUGCUCCUCAGGGGCUGGGGUGGGUGGUAACGUGGCGCUGGCGGAGGACAGAAUACGAGCCCUGCCUGCUGGCCUAACCUUGGGCUCUUGGGAGAUGCUGAAUGCCAUCCCGUCUUGCAGCGAUUCCGGGACAGAACUGUACUACGGGAUAACUGGUUUCUAUCAUAAUCCUAUGAAUUUUAUUUUAUGCAUUUCAAAACACAGUGAGGAGUCCAGGUAAAAUGAGGUUAAGAACCCUUUCCACUUCUUCCCAACAAGGGGUGCUGUCGGCCCUGCCCUACCCCUUCUCUCAGCUCUGUUCUUGACAAGAAACCUGAAGUAGGGAAUGUAAACAUCUACUGGUAAGAGCUAAGGUCCCGUGGAGUAAUAAGGUGACCCUGUGCGUGUCCCCGGCCAGGGGAGGGGGCCUGCCAUGUGGCCUCCCACAGAACCCGCCCCGAGUGCUGAAGCCGACUCAAGCCGGGGCCCUGCCUGGCCUGUUGGUAGCUCUACUCUGCCCCUUAAGCCAACUUGGAACAUGGCUUUUCUGCAAGGUCAGGGGCAGAGGACUGAGCUCUGGCCUUCUGAGUCAGUGGGGAGGAGGGCCAAGCAGGCUUUUCUCAUCCCUCUGUCAUACACCUCCUGUUGCUUUCUGUUUGCAACAGGACGCCUUCUUCAGUACUGAAUGCUAUUUUUGGCUCUCUCCCAGGAGCUCCUAAAACAAAAGAGAGCCUGUGAAUCUUGCCAGGAGCCAGCCAGACCUCUGUUGGCAGGUGGGGCUCCUGUGGCCGUGCAGGAAGCACCUUGCCCAGAGGGCCCGUCACCAUCCCUUCUCAGGCCCAGACGGAGACCCGCACUUCCUCUCCUGGAGGACAUCCUAGCCUGACUGGUGGGCGGGCGGAUGCUCAACUGGCGUCCCUCCUCAGGCCAGAGCUUUCUUUACAGCAACAAGGGCUUCCUUUCUUGUGAAGGCCAGAUGAGAUUCCCGAACUACAAGGAAAGGGAAAUCAGGGCAUUUUAUUGAUAAUGGCAACGUCCACGACUUUACGCUUAGGUAUGUGGGCGUGUUAAGGCCCGAGCCCAGGCCUUAUGCUUCUCCUCGGGAUCCCUGGGGGCAAACUUCUCCUGCAGUUUCUUCCACAUGCCUUUAUUCAUCUCCUUAAACUCUUCCAAGGU
This is a messenger RNA of Globicephala melas (long-finned pilot whale), 10041 nucleotides long. RefSeq names its product inositol 1,4,5-trisphosphate receptor type 3 (gene ITPR3). NCBI's taxonomy places the organism in Eukaryota, Metazoa, Chordata, Mammalia, Artiodactyla, Delphinidae. Gene Ontology annotation, molecular function: inositol 1,4,5-trisphosphate-gated calcium channel activity; inositol 1,4,5 trisphosphate binding. Gene Ontology annotation, biological process: calcium ion transmembrane transport. Gene Ontology annotation, cellular component: endoplasmic reticulum; membrane. The record is from RefSeq and is a predicted model, not a curated record.